AAUUUCGAUAUAUAAAAGGCGUGAGCACACUACACUCUGCCCUUUUUGUCCACUCCGCUUGCAACUCCUAAAACCCUAAAGCUCAGGAGCUCUCAUCCACUCCAAUGGCGUCCAACGGUACCAAUCCAAUGGAGUCACUGUUGGCUAUUGCUCCCUCCGUCUCUACACCGUCCACCACCCGCCGCAUUCAGAUCUUCGGCUGCCAGAUUCCCUCCAUCCUCAACAGUUCAGGCUCUUUGCAGAUGACUACCGAGUUUGUAUCACUGUUGGUCGAUCUACUUUUUCAAACGUUAUCCAUCUAUGAUGACCGUGGAUCAAGGAAAGCUGUGGACGAUGUUAUUAUUAAAGCUUUAACUGAAGCUGCAUUUAUUAAAAGUUUUGCAGCCACCCUUGUACAGGCCAUGGAAAGGCAUUCAAGAUUCCAAUCACUGACAGGAGGUUACAGGCUUCUGAAGUGGUCAUGUUUCCUCUUAAUUCAUAGUCAGUUUGCUUUGUUAUCAAAGAAUGCACUGUGUAGAGUAGCCCAAGCGCAGGCAUCAGUACUUCAUAGUGUCAUGCAAGAAUCAUUUCGUAUGAGAAGGGCUUGUAGAAAAACACUUUUUCAUUUGUUCACUAAGUCACCAGAUAUAUACAAAACAUACAUGGAGGAAUUGAAAGACGGAAGGAUACCGUAUAAAGAUAGUCCAGAGUUAAUAUAUCUGAUGCUUGAUUAUUUGAAUGUGAAUCCCGCUUCAUUUGAUAGAUGGAAGGACACAUUUCUUGACAUAUACGUUAAAGCAGUUCUAAAUGCUAAGGAGAAGCCCACAGAGGGACUCAGUGGAGCUUUCCUUCCACUAUUUAAUCGUUUGUCACAUGAAGAUUUUAAGAGCACUAUACUGCCAUCAGCUGUCAAGAUGUUGAAGCGGAAUCCAGAGCUUGUCCUCGAAUCAAUUGUAGCUCUUCUGAAAUCUGUUAACCUUGAUAUGAGUAAAUAUGCCAUUGAAAUUCUUGGAGUGGUAUUACCACAAGCUAGACAUGCAGAUGAAGGAAGACGACUUGCUGCUUUAGUCAUAGUUAGGUGCUUGAGCCAAAAGUCCAGCAGUCCUGAUGCUGUAGAGGCUAUGUUUAGUGCUGUCAAAUCUGUAAUGGGAGGUUCGGAAGGCAGACUUACAUUUCCAUACCAGAGAUUUGGCAUGAUCAACGCAUUGAGAGAAAUUUCAUAUGCUCCUGAAGGAAAAUAUUUCAGCAGCUUGUCACCAACUGUAUGUGGAUUUCUGUUGUCCUGUUACAAGGAGGAUGGAAAUGAAGAGGCAAAGCUUGCAAUUUUGUCCUGUUUAGCAUCUUGGGCUGUAAAAUCAGCAGAUGCGAUUUCCGUGGAUCUAGUUACUUUCAUUGUCUCUGGGCUCAAAGAUAAGGAAACACUGAGAAGGGGUCAUCUUCGUUGUCUGCGAUUAAUAUGCAAAAAUACUGAUGCGGUUAUAAGGAUGUCAUCCUUACUGCUGCCUCUUCUCCAACUAGUCAAAACUGGUUUUACAAAAGCUGCACAGAGAUUGGACGGUAUUUAUGCACUUCUAUGUGUGGCUAAAAUUGCUGCUGUUGACGUCAAAGCAGAUGAAACUGUGACCAAGGAGAAGAUUUGGCAGUUGAUAUUGCAGAAUGAACCUACAAUUAUUCCGAUUCCUCUGACAUCCAAAUUAUCAGUUGAAGACUUGAUGGCUUGCGUUGACCUUGUUGAGGCUCUGCUUGUUGAUUAUCCCCAAAGGCUCUUGGAGAAUUUUUCUUCCAAAGCUUUCAUGCAGUUUAUAUUGUUUAUGCUCUGUCAUCCUAAUUGGGACAUAAGGAAAGCAGCUCAUGGCAUUACCAAGAAGAUUCUUGUUGCAUCUCCUCUAAUAUCUGAGGCUAUUGUACUUGAAUUUUCCAGUUACCUCUCUGCAGUAGGAGAAAAAGCAACUCUUCUUAAUAUGAGUGAUACAGACAAUGUGUUAGAUUCUCAAGUUCCAUUCCUUCCACCAGUUGAGGUUUUGGUGAAGGCAUUAGUUGUACUUGCAUCUGCCGUUUCAGCUAGCACACCGGAUGCUUGUUUGCAGCUCCUGUUUUGCUCACAUCACCCGCAUAUUGUCGGGACUCAUAAAAAAGACGCAGUUUGGAGGAGGGUGCGAAAAUGUUUGCAGAAGUUGGGCUUUGAUGUGAUUGGUCUUGUUACUGCUAAUGUUGCCAAGUUAUGCGAGGGCUUAUUAGGUUCCAAGGGAUUGAUGAAUCCUAAUUACCUGGAACAAGAAGCGGCUAUAAAUUCCUUGUCAACUAUGAUGUCUAUUAUGCCAGGAGAUACGUACGCACAGUUUGAAAAGCACUUCAUCAACCUUCCAGAUCGUAUGGCGCAUGACAAACUCUCAGAAACUGAUAUUCAGAUUUUUCGUACUCCUGAAGGAAUGCUUUCAACUGAGCAAGGUGUUUAUAUUGCGGAGUCUGUUAAGCCCAAGAAUGUGAGGCAAGCAAAAGGGCGUUUUCGACUUUAUGAUAACGAUGAUGACAUGGAUCAGGUUAGCUCUAAUCACUCAGUUGUCAGCUCAAAUCAUUCUACAAGGCGUGAUGUAACCAAUAAAGAGGUUGCUGGUGCUGGGAAAAAAGAUGCCGCAAAAUCAAUAAAGAAAACUGAGAAGACAAAAACAGCAAAAGAAGAAGCUCGUGAAGUACAGCUUAGAGAAGAGGGUCACAUUCGUGAGAAGGUCAUGUCAAUUCAGCAGAAUGUUUCAUUGAUGCUCAAAGGUUUGGGAGAAAUGGCUUUAGCUAAUCCCGUAUUUACACAUAGCCAACUUCCUUCUUCGGUUAAGUUCGUCAAUCCUUUACUUGGUUCGCCAAUCGUUGGUGAUGCUGCGUUCGAGACGUUGGUGAAACUUUCAAAAUGUACUGUCGACCCUCUUUGCAAUUGGGCUCUUGAGAUUGCAACUGCUUUACGACUGAUUGCCAUAGAAGAAACUAGUGUCUUGUGGGAGUUAUUUCCAUCUGUAGGCGAAGGGGAAGCCAAUGGAGGACCAUCUUUGGGUCUUUUUGAACGUUUGCUCAGUGGCCUAACCAUUUCUUGCAAAUCUGGACCUCUUCCUGUUGAUUCAUUUACAUUUAUUUUUCCGGUAAUUGAGAGGAUACUGCUUUCUCCUAAGAAGACAGGUCUUCAUGAUGAUAUUCUCCAGAUACUUUUCUUGCACAUGGAUCCUAUUUUACCUCUCCCAAGGAUUCAAAUGCUAUCAGUUUUGUACUAUGUUCUAGGUGUAGUUCCUGCAUACAAAAGAUCUAUUGGCCCAACAUUGAAUGAGUUGUGUCUGGGUCUACGACCCGAUGAAGUAGCACCUGCUUUAUCAGGCGUUUAUGCUAAAGACAUUCAUGUUAGAAUAGCUUGCUUAAGUGCUGUAAAGUGCAUUCCUGCUGUCUCCAAUUGUUCGAUUCCUCAAGAUGUUGAGAUUGCGACACGCAUAUGGCUUGCUUUGCAUGACCCAGAAAAGUCAGUUGUGGAAGUGGCUGAGGAUGUAUGGGAUUGUUACCGUUAUGACUUUGGUACCGAUUACUCUGGGCUUUUUAAAGCACUGUCGCAUGUUAACUAUAAUGUUCGAGUUGCUGCAGCAGAGGCACUCGCAGCUGCUUUGGAUGAAAAUCCUGAUACAAUACAGGAAUCUCUGUCGACUUUGUUUUCUUUAUACCUCCGAGAUGUUGGAUUUGGUGAGGAGAACAUUGAUGCUGGUUGGAUUGGUAGACAAGGAAUUGCUUUGGCUUUACUUUGCGUGUCAGAUGUUCUUCGAACCAAAGAUCUUCCUGUUGUGAUGACAUUUUUGAUAUCACGAGCUUUGGCUGAUCCCAAUGCGGAUGUUCGAGGACGAAUGGUUGAUGCUGGUAUUAUGAUUAUUGACAAGCAUGGAAGAGAUAAUGUUUCUUUGCUAUUUCCAAUAUUCGAGAAUUUCUUGAACAAAAAGGCAUCAGAUGAGGAAAAAUACGAUUUGGUACGUGAAGGUGUGGUUGUCUUCACAGGAGCAUUGGCAAAGCAUUUAUCAAAGGAUGACCCAAAAGUUCAUACUGUUGUGGAGAAGUUGUUGGAAGUGUUGAACACUCCUUCUGAAGCUGUACAACGAGCAGUUUCCACCUGCCUUUCCCCGUUAAUGCAAUCAAAGGAGGAAGAAGCAGCAGCUCUGAUUUCCAGACUGCUUGGUCAGCUGAUGAAGAAUGACAAAUACGGUGAGCGUCGCGGAGCAGCAUUUGGACUAGCUGGAGUGGUUAAAGGAUUUAGAAUAUCGUCUUUGAAGAAGUAUAAUGUUAUGAUAACCUUGCGUGAUGGUCUUUCAGACAGAAGUUCUGCCAAAAGCCGAGAAGGAGCUUUGCUGGCAUUUGAGUGUUUCUGCGAAAAGCUGGGAAGAUUAUUUGAACCAUAUGUGAUCCAACUGUUGCCCCUUCUCCUGGUUUCCUUCUCCGAUCCAGUCGCUGCUGUUCGAGACGCCGCUGAAGGUGCAUCUCGUGCAAUGAUGUCUCAACUUAGUGCUCAUGGGGUCAAACUUGUUCUUCCAUCCCUCUUAAAGGGCCUUGACGAUAAAGCUUGGAGAACAAAGCAAAGCAGUGUACAGCUACUAGGUGCCAUGGCUUUCUGUGCUCCACAGCAACUGUCUCAAUGUCUUCCCAAGAUUGUUCCAAAGUUGACUGAGGUCCUUACGGAUACUCACCCUAAAGUUCAGUCAGCUGCGCAAACAGCCCUUCAGCAGGUUGGAAGUGUGAUUAAAAAUCCAGAAAUAUCUGCUCUUGUCCCUACACUUUUGAUGGGUCUCACAGAUCCCAAUGAUUAUACAAAGUAUUCUCUUGAUAUUCUUCUCCAGACAACAUUCAUAAAUACUGUAGAUGCUCCUUCUCUUGCACUUUUGGUUCCCAUAGUCCACAGAGGUCUUAGAGAAAGAAGUGCUGAGACAAAGAAGAAAGCUGCACAAAUAGCAGGAAACAUGUGUUCAUUAGUUACAGAACCAAAGGAUAUGAUUCCUUACAUAGGUUUGCUUCUCCCUGAAGUGAAAAAGGUCUUGGUAGAUCCAAUUCCUGAAGUUAGAUCAGUUGCUGCGAGAGCGCUUGGUUCUCUUAUAAGAGGAAUGGGGGAAGAGAACUUCCCAGACCUUGUCCAAUGGUUAUUGGAUGCUCUGAAGUCGGAUGGUAGUAAUGUUGAGCGGUCUGGAGCUGCUCAAGGGCUGAGUGAGGUAUUGGCUGCACUUGGAACAGAAUAUUUUGAGGACCUUCUACCUGACAUUAUUCGGAACUGCUCCAAUCCGAAGGCUUCAGUUCGAGAUGGUUACUUGUCCCUUUUUAAGUAUCUGCCGAGGUCUUUAGGUGUUCAGUUCCAGAAGUAUUUGCAACAAGUUUUGCCUUCUAUUUUAGAUGGUCUUGCUGAUGAGAAUGAGUCUGUACGAGAUGCGGCACUCAGUGCUGGUCAUGUCCUGGUUGAGCAUUAUGCAACUACAUCUCUGCCGCUGCUCCUUCCUGCUGUGGAAGAUGGUAUAUUCAAUGAUAAUUGGCGUAUUCGGCAAAGCUCUGUGGAAUUAUUAGGCGACCUUUUGUUCAAGGUUGCUGGAACAUCUGGAAAAGCACUUUUGGAAGGCGGAAGUGAUGAUGAAGGUUCUAGUACCGAAGCGCAUGGCCGAGCUAUUAUUGAAGUACUUGGAAGAGAUAAACGUAAUGAAAUUCUUGCUGCCUUAUACAUGGUUCGUACUGAUGUCAGCCUAGUCGUUCGCCAGGCAGCAUUGCAUGUAUGGAAGACUAUAGUUGCUAACACUCCGAAAACUCUGAAGGAAAUAAUGCCAGUGUUGAUGAACACAUUAAUCACUUCUCUGGCUUCAUCAUCUUCGGAGAGGCGACAGGUUGCUGGACGGUCAUUGGGUGAGCUUGUUAGGAAGCUUGGUGAAAGAGUGCUUCCUCUAAUUAUUCCUAUUUUGUCGAAGGGUCUUCGUGACUCAAACCCAAGCCGAAGACAAGGUGUCUGCACUGGUCUGAGUGAGGUGAUGGCUACAGCUGGUAAAAGUCAGUUGCUGACUUUCAUGGAUGAGCUGAUUCCAACAAUCCGAACAGCUCUUUGUGAUAGCACGCCCGAGGUCCGUGAGUCUGCAGGCUUAGCAUUCAGUACCCUUUACAAGAGUGCUGGACUGCAAGCAAUUGAUGAAAUUGUUCCUACGCUGCUUCAAGCUUUGGAAGAUGAACAGACUUCUGAUAAUGCUCUUGAUGGCCUCAAGCAAAUCUUGAGUGUCAGGACUACUGCUGUGCUACCUCAUAUCCUCCCUAAGCUUGUCCAACUUCCAUUGUCCGCCCUCAACGCACAUGCUUUGGGAGCUCUAGCGGAGGUUGCAGGAUCUGGUCUUGAUUUCCACCUUGGUACAAUACUUCCUGCUUUACUGGCUACGAUGGGUGGUGGUGCUGAGGAUGCUCAACAAUUAUCAAAGAAGGCUGCAGAAACGGUUGUCUUGGUGAUUGAUGAGGAAGGCAUUGAAUCUUUGAUAUCAGAGCUUCUAAAAGGCAUCGCUGAUAGUCAGGCUUCAAUAAGAAGAAGUUCUUCGUACCUGAUUGGCUAUUUCUUCCAAAAUAGCAAAUUGUAUCUGGUUGAUGAAGCCCCAAACAUGAUAUCUACGUUGAUUAUUUUGCUUAGCGACUCGGAUUCUGCUACAGUUGCGGUUGCUUGGGAAGCAUUGUUGAGGGUUGUAAGUUCGGUGCCUAAAGAGAUUCUACCUUCAUAUAUGAAGCUUGUCCGGGAUGCAGUGUCAACAUCUAGGGACAAAGAACGCAGAAAGAAAAAGGGAGGACCAGUUCUGAUUCCAGGAUUCUGUCUCCCAAAAGCUCUCCAACCUAUACUGCCUAUCUUUCUCCAGGGUCUUAUAAACGGAUCAGCUGAACUAAGGGAACAAGCAGCUUUGGGGCUUGGAGAAUUGAUUGAAGUGACAAGCGAGAAAGCCCUUAGAGAAUUUGUUAUUCCUAUUACAGGCCCGCUGAUCCGGAUCAUAGGUGACCGGUUUCCUUGGCAAGUAAAGAGUGCUAUCCUGUCAACUUUGAGCAUCAUAAUACAGAAGGGUGGGAUGGCCCUGAAGCCUUUUCUUCCCCAACUUCAAACAACUUUCGUCAAGUGCCUACAAGAUAAUACAAGGACUGUUCGAUCAAGUGCUGCCUUUGCUCUCGGGAAGCUUAGUGCUCUCAGUACUAGGAUUGAUCCUUUAGUUGGUGAUCUUUUAUCUGGUCUGCAGGCAUCAGAUGUUGCGAUUCAGGAGGCAAUAUUGACAGCUUUGGAAGGUGUGAUAAAAAAUGCCGGAAAAAGUAUAAGCAGUGUUGUUAUAACUCGUGUCUACACACAGCUAAAGGAUAUGAUAUAUAGUGAAGAUGAUCAAAUACGAAGUUCUGCAGCUAGCAUCUUGGGAUUUUCGUUACAGUACUUGGAAAGCGCUCAAGUUUCUGAAGUACUAGUUGAAGUAGCAGAUUCAACCUCCUCUUCUACUUGGACCACAAGACAUGGGUCUACUCUUGCCAUAUCAUACAUGCUAAGACAUAAUGCUGCCAUAGUUUGUGCGGCACCAUCGUUUACAAGCAUCGUUGAUUCUCUGAAAAAAUCUUUGAAGGAUGAGAAGUUCCCUGUUCGUGAAUCAUCAGCUCGAGCUUUUGGAAGACUUUUACUAUAUCAAGUCCGAAACGAUCCUUCGAACACCUCAGCACAUGUUGCAAUUUUGAACUAUGUGGUACUGGGAAUGCAGGAUGACUCAAGUGAAGUCAGAAGAAGGGCCUUGAGUGCUUUGAAGGCAGUUUCCAAAGCUAAUCCACAAGGGAUCUUAAUUCAUAUUUCAUUAUUUGGACCUGCGCUUGCUGAAUGCUUAAAGGAUUCAUCUACACCUGUUAGGCUUGCUGCAGAAAGAUGUACCCUGCACAGCUUCCAAUUGUCAAAGGGCACAGAAUAUGUUCAGGCUGCACAAAAAUACAUCACCGGCUUGGAUGCUCGAAGAAUAGCAAAGUUCCCAGAACACAGUGAUGACAGUGAAGACGGUGAAGACGGUGAAGAUAGGACAAUUGGCUGAUUAAAAUUUAUCGAUAGUGUCUUAAUGCCAAAUGGUUGUGGGCCAGUGCCAAAAUCUGUGAAUCCUUUUUUUUGUUGUUAAGAGGAAAAUAUACACAAUAAAUAGUCGAAGAUACGCACCACACCACACCACACUGCACGACUACAAUUCUUGUUCGGAGCAGUUAUUUCUGUUAUCGUAAAUUGCCGGUGCAAUUUCUAGCAGCCAAUUUCCAUAUUUUACCAGAACUCAGAGUGAGCUCUUGUUUGUUUCUAUAUAAUGUUUUGUAGGGCGAUGAAUUUUCUUCUGGGUAAUGCCAAAAUUGUAGUGCUUCUGGACUCUUACGUAUCGUUUAUUGAAGUUCAGAAUUUACGUGUUUUUUUCUUU
Molecule: messenger RNA, 8405 nt
Organism: Erythranthe guttata (spotted monkey flower)
Lineage: Eukaryota; Viridiplantae; Streptophyta; Magnoliopsida; Lamiales; Phrymaceae
Source: RefSeq, a predicted model, not a curated record